UGCAUUGUCAGUGUCCCAACAGUAUACAAAGGGGAGACUACUUUCAAACACUUCGGCCAUGGAUAUUAAGCGUACAAAAUACUUUAAAGGGAUUAUCAUUUAUAUGUGAAAAUGGUCCUGAUCCAACUGAAUCAUCCCCGUACAGUUGAUUUUAUUUAUGCAUGUACAUAUUAUAUAUCAAUGCUGUGUGUGUGUAUUUUUACACUGAAAAAUUAAGAAAUUGUGUUUUUUUUUUAACACUGAAGAAUUAAGAAACUGUUUUUUAACACUGAGAAAUUAAGAAACUGUUAACUGUGAUGGAGCAUGUAAGUCUGACUGGAAGUUACCGCCAAACUGGCACAGAGCUGGGAAAAAGAACAGAGGAAAGUUUAAAGAAAAUUCUCAAAGAGUUCAAAAAUUCUGACAUAUAUGAGAAAACUUCCCAGUAUAUAAAGACGUCAGAAGGAGCGCACGUGUUAUCAACGUUCAAAGAUACGGUGAAGAAGUAUUGUGGUAACUAUCUCGAAGAAUUUAAUGGAUUGGCUGAUGGUGCGGGAGUGGAUGUCAACGAUCUGUUCCUACUGAACUGUGACUCGGAAUUUGCUGCAAUAUUAGAAGAAACCCCUGGUAGCAGUCAUGACGUGCUAUAUUCAUCUCUAUACGACGGUUGUACAAAUAUCUCCAUGGAAACAGACGCAAGGGAGGUGUAUCUAGCUCAUACAGAAGAUAUCGGUCCAUUUGCCAGAGAUUUGGGCGUAAUGUUGACGGCAAAGUUCACAGUCGGCGGGAAGGUUACUGAAUGCUGGACAGAUUAUCAUGUUCCAGGAAUAUUAUCCGGGUCCAAGUUCUUCUUCAAUAGUCAUGGCAUCAUGGCAGGAGCCAACACCAUUUAUCAGAAAGGAGUCAACAGAAAUGGAAUUCCACGUAAAUUUAUGUGCCGGUCGUUGAUGGGAAUUCGAGAUGCAUCCCACGCAAUAAAACUACUCCAAAAGCAGCCAGGUAUUGCGACAGCUUACUGUUUCCAGUACCUGCAGAGAACAUGUAAUGGAGUAGAAAAUACUGUAAUCGAAGUAGCAGGAACAUUUGAUGGUAGUCACGUGACCGUUUUCAAACCUAAAGGAUAUUAUCAUCAUUGUAACAUGUUUCAACACUUGCACCACGAAUGCCACCCCGAGGAGAGCUCGGUACACCGAGCUGCAGUUAUUUCACAGUAUGUCAACAGAGGACAAACACGAACGAAGAGGCAAUUGUUGAGUGCAAUAUCAAAUCGUCAAGAUACAAAUUUUCCAGUUCACCGAAACGGACAAUACCCAGAUUACCUGGCGACUGGGUCAACGGGAAUUUUCGACGUAGCUGCAGGGACGAUGGAAGUGUAUACUGAUAUUCCGGAGAACUCACAACCACAACAUGUGUUCAAAGUGCCCAAAUCUUAGUUUGUUUCCUAUCUUAAAUAACACUAAUGCAUAAUAAUAAUAGAGAUUGCGAGUUGGUCCACAGGUUUAUGUAUUUUGAAAACUAGCCUCAAAACUCUUAUAUCUGAUUGGUCGUUUCAAAGCACAGUCUGGCAAAAUUUGAUUCAAUCUUAGACUGGUUUCAAAACUCAGUUUUAUAUGCGUUACGACUGGAUCCGAAAGGUAUAAAACUGAGUUAUGACUCUGGUUGUUUUCAAGCACACUAUUGAUAUUGACCAAUAGAAGGAUAUCAUUCGGAGGCUUGUCUAAAAACUCAUUUUAACAAUCUUAGAAUUGUCUCUGUCAGCGAGUUGCAAAAGUUUUGUUAUCUCAGGUAUAUAUGAUCAAAUUGUUAGCAAAUUACAGAUAUCUUGAGACACUUUUGCUUCUUACGCAAACCUGUGUGCCAAUGCAAAUUACUUCUUAGUGUACUUUAAAUACAAGGUUAAGAAUGAAAAUUAUUACCUUGCAGAUGUAUUAUUACAGUUUGGCGAGAUAAUUUUGUGUCACCGAAUCCGAUUAAGUAAAAAAUAUGUAUUACUGAAAUAUCAGUGACUAAUGUACAGUGAAUGGGUAUGCGUAGGCGAAACGUCACAGAAUUUAAUAUUUGCGUAGAAAUACUUUUAUCAUUCACCUUUUAAGAAUUAUAAAAUUUGAUCAUAUAUAUAUAUAUAUAUUUUUUGAUUGAAAUCUUUUUGAGACAUUCUAUGCGAGCUCGGUUGUGCAGGCACCAUAAAUAAAUAUGUGCACGAAUACAUAUAGUUGUGUCAAUACAUGUAUAUGAUGUUAUAUGUAUGUAUAUGUGUGUAUAGAUAUGUGUGUAUGUGUAUAUGUAAAUACGUGUAUGUAGAUGUGUUAUAACCUAUAUAUAUGAUAUUUUUAUGAAGAUGAAUUGUAAUCUAUAUAUGUGAAUGUGUUUUAGUACUUAGAUGUAAUGGCUCUCUUUAUUUCGUUUUGAAAGAGAGCCAAAAGGUUUAAGAAAUAAAACAAAUAAUUAUGAUUAAUUAUAAUUAUAUGCUAAAAAAAAAUGAAAGUCGCCUUUAAAAAUUACAACUACAAGCAACACGAAUUAGACUCUCUUUAGUCAAUGUGUAGGCUUGAUUAUAUAAAUUUGAGCAACUGUU
Molecule: messenger RNA, 2554 nt
Organism: Mercenaria mercenaria
Lineage: Eukaryota; Metazoa; Mollusca; Bivalvia; Venerida; Veneridae
Exons: 9
Coding region: 297-1412 (371 amino acids)
Source: RefSeq, a predicted model, not a curated record